Messenger RNA from Daucus carota subsp. sativus, 1664 nucleotides. Its product is annotated as trihelix transcription factor ASIL2. The record is from RefSeq and is a predicted model, not a curated record. Gene Ontology annotation, cellular component: nucleus. Bases 265 to 1506 code for a protein of 413 amino acids. The transcript has a single exon. NCBI's taxonomy places the organism in Eukaryota, Viridiplantae, Streptophyta, Magnoliopsida, Apiales, Apiaceae. Gene Ontology annotation, molecular function: transcription cis-regulatory region binding.
GAAAAAAGGGAGCGAAGCCGGCGAAGAGAGUUUGUUAUGUCCGGUGACUGACUAAACUCUGAAUUAAUGAAAAAGAAAAAUAACUAGGUAAUUUUAUAUAAAAUACCAGUCUCUUUCUCUGCCUGCCCCCCCGCCCCUCUCCUCAUUAUUUUCGCCGGUCAAAGCAAACCCUAGCCUACCCCCAUUCUCUCUCCUUCUCUCUCUCUCUCGCCUCAUCUCCUUCACAUCUUCCUUCCUCUCUUUCUCGCCCGUCCGAUUCACCCGAUGGACGACGACGACGACGAGAUCCAAUCGCAUCCAUCUCCCUCUCCUCGCAGUGAAUCUCCGCCUUCUCCCCAUCCCAACGGCCGCAUCACCGUCACCGUCGCCGCCGCACCUCCCCCGAACAACACUCUCACUCUCGCCCUCCCUAUUCAACAACAACCGCCUCAGCAACAACUCCAGCUCCUCCCUCCCCCUCAGCCUCACCUGCUGCAGCAGAGGAUCGGCGGCAACGGCGGCGGCCGCGAGGAUUGCUGGAGCGAAGCCGCUACCGCGGUGCUGAUCGACGCCUGGGGCGAACGCUAUCUUGAAUUGAGCAGAGGUAAUCUUAAACAGAAGCACUGGAAAGAGGUUGCGGAUAUUGUCAGUAGCCGUGAGCAUUUUGGGAAAACUCCCAAAACUGAUAUUCAGUGUAAGAAUCGGAUCGAUACGGUUAAGAAGAAGUAUAAGUCUGAGAAGGCCAAAAUUGGCUCGGGUUGUGGUCCUAGUAAGUGGCCUUUUUAUGAGAGGCUUGAUCAAUUGAUCGGUCCGUCUGCUGCUAAGAUUCAUUCUGGUUCUGGUGGUGGUGGAGGAGGAUCAGCUGGCACUUCGUCUGCCUUGGUUUCUCCUGCAUUUGUGCCCAAAGGCGUUCCAAUGGGAAUACCUGUGGGAGUUAGAUCGCUUCCUUUUUAUAAACAGCAGCAGCAAAAGAGACAGAUUAGAAAGCGAGUCCCUGUGGAUUCUGAGUCAUCUCAAUCGGAGAGAGAGCCAACACCUGACUCCACUGAUAGUUUCCCACCGGAGACUUAUGAGCCUAUUCCUAAAAGGCCUAGGUACCUUCAGCCACAUCGGGAAAUGAAUUUGAGGCCAUUAGCUCAGUUAGGAUGGAAAGGAAAAGAGAAGGAAAGGGAUAGGAAUUAUAAUGGCAAUGCCAAUGCUAAUGUGAAUGUCAAUGUCAAUGCAAGUGCCAAUGCAAAUUCUGAUUGGGGGAAUUCUGUCAGAGAGCUGACUCGAGCUAUACUCAAAUUUGGUGAAGCAUAUGAGCACGCCGAGACCUCCAAGCUGCAACAGUUAGUGGAGAUGGAGAAGCAGAGAAUGAAGUUUGCAAAGGAGCUUGAGUUGCAGAGGAUGCAGUUUUUCAUGAAGACGCAACUGGAGAUCUCUCAGUUGAAACGUAGGAGAGACGGGGGAGGUAAUACCAGUAACAAUCAUCAUCACGAUAAUAAUAAUAUUAAUAAUAGCAAUAAUAGUGACAGCAGUAAUUAGAUUUGAUUCCAGGGAUAUUAAGAGGGUAUUGGAUUAGUGUUAGAUUGCCUAUGGGUUAAAUAAUACCCCUGUUGUUGAGUACCAAAGUUCUUGUAUGUGCCAUUUGUAGUUUAAAACCUUUAUUAUGUCAAUGUUACUCUUGAUUUCAUGUUUCUAAA